Messenger RNA from Dreissena polymorpha, 2019 nucleotides. RefSeq lists its product as uncharacterized. Lineage: Eukaryota; Metazoa; Mollusca; Bivalvia; Myida; Dreissenidae. The record is from RefSeq and is a predicted model, not a curated record. Bases 80 to 1363 code for a protein of 427 amino acids. The transcript is spliced from 3 exons.
GAAAUCAUUUAGCAACUGAACAUGGAUGGACGCAUAUUAUUUUCGAGCGUAUUGCACGCUUUAAAAUGUUAAAAUAGCAAUGGGUAAUUGUAUGUGCAAGCCUUCGUGUCGAGCAUGUCUAGGGAUAGAAUAUGAAAACGAUGUAGAAUCCGAUUCAGAUGACGAAACAGGGUCAGAAGAAGGGGAAAACGAAGGCACGGGCAAGUGUAGCGAUAGCGGACCCCGUGUAAGGUUUUAUUGCGAAAGAGCAGAAGUAGAAUUCACAGAGAGAAGAGAAAUUUCGAGACCGCGGCGGCAAGAUAUAGAUGAACUGGUCCAGCUUGCUGUGAACGAAGACAGAUUGGACGAAAUGUUAGGGGCAGACAUCGAUGAGGACUUUACAAAAGACGAGCUAGAGGAAUACUACACCAAGAGAGACGCGCUGGUUGGCGAAUACGCAGAUGAUGUCCUUGAGGCAGAGCUUGUCGUGCUCGGGAUCGAGGCGGACUCCGUCUAUAACAUAGCACAUGACUACAGACCCCUCGGCGCGCCAAGUGACGUGAUGCUGAGCACUUCGACGUCGUCGGUGUCUAGAUACAUUCAGCAUCUUCAAAGUCCAUCAGUUAUGGCGAGCUUCAUUCGAGCGACCACUUUCAUGCCGGACCGCGAAGGUUAUGAGCGAGACGCUCUAAAACCGCGCUUCGCAUUCGACUCUCGCUGUUCCCUCCGCGUCUCGUGGACGCCCGAAACAGACGCUGACAACACCAACAACCCGGAUGGGUGGGUCGUCAUAGAAAUGAUGAGAGUGGAUGCCAGGUCCGUCGAUCUACACUCGUGGGCAAGCAUUAGUCCUGAUUAUAGCUAUCUCUACGAUUACAGAUGCUGGAGUCUUACCAGUUUACUUCAAAAUAGCGAUACAAGUGUUGGAUACAUCGAGUCUGAACUCAGAACGGUUGAUCUUCAAGGCAGUUCAAGAUACUUUGAAAACAGCCCGAGAGUUCAUAAUGAGUACAGUCCUUGCCAAAGGCGCAUUUCUAGCGAUACGAGAAUCGAUUUUCAGAGGAACACAUCCGGUGAUCCACAUAUCUUGAAGAGAAGUCAUUCUAGUGCUGAUAUGAACAGAAACGCUAUGUCCAGGCAGAGCUGUCAUGGUGUCCGGGCAGCGAUUUCCCAUUUUGAUCACGAAGAUAUUGCUUCUUGCCAGAAAGCUGACACCACUAUCUCGAUAUCCGCGUGUUCAAGCUACACCUCUAUAGUUUUCUCCGCAUCCGUACGUCUGUCUGAUAACAGAGAAUCGCCGCACGACUCACUAGGGUCUGUCGCUCUUGCUUCUAACGAAUCAAUUGCUUAUCACAGGAGCGAGUCUAACGCUGAGAAAGAAUGAAGCGACGAUGCAGUUUCAUCAGACGACAUUCAGCGCAAAGCGUAGUGAGUAAUGAAAAAUAUGUUGUGGCUGUGAUGCCUCCACCGGAACCCUUCUUUGACUGCGCUAUGAAUUAUUGUUGCAUAGACAAGGUGGUUAAAGACGACAUGGCGAAAGAGGACGUGGUCAAAGUGGUUCCUAUUCACCCGAUUGUUGAAAAUUCGAGUUUGCCGGGUUGUGCAACAGAGGUCGCCAAUAAUAAGAAAUUCCAGUUUAAAGGCGCAUUUGCCCGACAUUUCACUACUGGACGUAACCCCGACCGCCAAGGCACAUACCGUGAUGUGAUCGAAGCUGAUGACAUGCCUGAUGCUUAUGUGGGAAAAAACAAAAGUAGAAGGUCUAAAAUAGGAAAAUUCAUCAGGAGAUUAUUUACAAGAUCACGGAAGAAAACCGAGCCUAGCAAGUCCUAGGGUAUUGGCGGUAAAUUUACUGCACGACCUUGCAAAUGAAAGGACAUUGUUUAAAUGACUUUUACUUUUAUAGAUACGUUUUUGCAUGUUUGUGUUUUAAGUCGUGUCAACGAUGACCCACUUGUGGUCCUGCUGCCGUCUGUUUGUUUAUGGUGAAUGCAUUAUUUUAUAAUAUGAGAAAACAAUCAAUAAAUGUAUACAUUUUUA